This is a messenger RNA of Nannospalax galili (Upper Galilee mountains blind mole rat), 1946 nucleotides long. It is a transcript of the gene Aldh6a1, whose product is annotated as aldehyde dehydrogenase 6 family member A1. Lineage: Eukaryota; Metazoa; Chordata; Mammalia; Rodentia; Spalacidae. The transcript has 12 exons. Gene Ontology annotation, molecular function: malonate-semialdehyde dehydrogenase (acetylating, [NAD(P)+]) activity; methylmalonate-semialdehyde dehydrogenase (acylating, NAD+) activity. The record is from RefSeq and is a predicted model, not a curated record. Gene Ontology annotation, biological process: L-valine catabolic process; thymine catabolic process. Bases 74 to 1678 code for a protein of 534 amino acids. Gene Ontology annotation, cellular component: mitochondrion.
GCCUGGCGGUGUUGCUGCUGGGCGGGCCCUGGCGGCGGAGGCACGGGGAGCUGGCCAGAGGCGGUGGCAAGCCAUGGCGGCGGCGGUGGUGGCGGCGGCAGCAGCGCGGUCCCGGAUCCUGCAGGUUUCUUCCAAAGUAAACUCCACAUGGUAUCCAGUAUCCUUCUCUUCCUCUUCAGUGCCAAAUGUAAAGCUCUUCAUUGAUGGGAAAUUUGUUGAAUCCAAAAGUGACAAAUGGAUUGACAUCCACAACCCUGCUACCAAUGAGGUCAUUGGUCGGGUCCCUCAGUCCACCAAAGUUGAAAUGGAUGCAGCAGUUGCUGCUUGCAAACGUGCUUUCCCUGCAUGGGCAGACACAUCAAUUUUAAGCCGACAGCAGGUCCUACUCCGCUAUCAACAACUUAUUAAAGAAAACUUGAAAGAAAUUGCCAGGUUAAUCACAUUGGAACAAGGAAAAACCCUAGCUGAUGCUGAAGGAGAUGUAUUUCGAGGCCUUCAGGUAGUUGAGCAUGCCUGUAGUGUGACAUCCCUCAUGCUGGGAGAGACUAUGCCAUCUAUCACCAAAGACAUGGACCUUUAUUCCUACCGUCUGCCUCUGGGAGUAUGUGCAGGCAUUGCUCCAUUUAAUUUUCCAGCCAUGAUCCCCCUUUGGAUGUUUCCCAUGGCCAUGGUUUGUGGGAAUACUUUCCUAAUGAAACCAUCAGAACGAGUUCCUGGAGCAACUAUGCUUCUUGCUAAGCUGCUGCAGGAUUCUGGUGCCCCUGAUGGAACACUGAACAUCAUCCAUGGACAACAUGAAGCUGUAAAUUUUAUUUGCGAUCAUCCGGACAUCAAAGCGAUCAGCUUUGUGGGAUCCAACCAGGCUGGAGAGUACAUCUUCGAGAGAGGGUCAAGAAAUGGCAAGAGGGUUCAAGCCAAUAUGGGAGCCAAAAACCAUGGGGUAGUCAUGCCAGAUGCAAAUAAGGAAAAUACUCUUAACCAACUGGUUGGUGCAGCAUUUGGAGCUGCUGGUCAAAGGUGCAUGGCUCUUUCAACUGCAAUCCUCGUGGGAGAAACUAAGAAGUGGCUGCCAGAGCUGGUGGAACGUGCCAAAAACCUGCGGGUCAAUGCAGGAGACCAGCCUGGAGCUGAUCUAGGCCCUCUGAUUACUCCCCAGGCCAAAGAGCGAGUCUGUAAUCUGAUUGAUAGUGGGGUAAAGGAGGGAGCUUCCAUCCUUCUAGAUGGGCGAAAAAUUAAAGUCAAAGGCUAUGAAAAUGGUAAUUUCGUUGGACCAACCAUCAUCUCAAAUGUCAAGCCAAAUAUGACCUGUUACAAAGAGGAGAUUUUUGGUCCAGUUCUUGUGGUUCUGGAGACAGAAACACUGGAUGAAGCCAUCAAGAUUGUAAAUGACAAUCCAUAUGGAAAUGGAACUGCCAUCUUUACCACCAAUGGAGCCACUGCUCGGAAAUAUUCUCACAUGGUGGAUGUCGGGCAGGUGGGAGUGAAUGUCCCCAUUCCAGUGCCUUUGCCAAUGUUUUCAUUCACCGGCUCUCGAUCUUCCUUCAGGGGAGACACCAAUUUCUAUGGCAAACAGGGCAUCCAGUUCUAUACUCAGCUAAAGACUAUCACUUCUCAGUGGAAAGAAGAAGAUGCUACUCUUUCCUCACCUGCUGUAGUCAUGCCUACCAUGGGGCGUUAGAAACAAGUUCUUAAGGACGCAAUCCAGCCUGACUAAUUUCCCUUCAUUCUUGGCCAACUUCAUUUGCCAACUGCUCAAAUAAGAUCCAUGAGAUUGGAAUAUAUUACAACUAAAAUUUUUCUCAGAACUCUUAUCCCUUUCAAAGUUGUUAUAAGGAGACUCCUAGGGUAACACUAAUACCAGGUUUUCCCUCAUUCUUCAUACUGCUUUUAAGGUAACUGUGAAGUGUUUCUCUGGAAUGAGAGAUUAGACCUGUUUUCUAAAAAUU